This is a messenger RNA of Megalobrama amblycephala (Wuchang bream), 3129 nucleotides long. RefSeq lists its product as uncharacterized. The transcript is spliced from 2 exons. NCBI's taxonomy places the organism in Eukaryota, Metazoa, Chordata, Actinopteri, Cypriniformes, Xenocyprididae. Gene Ontology annotation, molecular function: zinc ion binding; nucleic acid binding. The record is from RefSeq and is a predicted model, not a curated record. The coding region runs from base 1423 to 3084 and encodes 553 amino acids.
AAUACAAUAAUAUUUAAAUUAUAUUAAUUGGAAUAUAAUUAAAACAUACUGCAGAAAAACUUACCCAAUGAAAUAAUGAAAUUUCACUGCAGACGUAGAUCAACCAAUUAGCUUGAUUCAGUGAUGGUAGCUCCGCCCACCAGUUAGACGGAGACGGAGGCGAUUUGGUUGAACUUGGGUGAAUGAUGAGUUCCUGCAGAGAAACCUAGAAAACAAAAGAAUAUCGAGAAAAUAUUAGUUAAAAUAAGAUCUGAGUUGUUAAAGAAAAGAUUAUGGAUGUAAUUUGAUGUUUGGAGUGAGAUUUACACUCUUAACGCUGAGAUUUGAAACUUUGAGAUCGGAUUGAUCAACAUAAUAACAGCUGCGUCACUCGGAGGAACACAACAUAACCGAGUGUUUACCAGGGAAUUGGCCGGGUUUUUUUUUUUUUGUGCUAUAAAGGACUGUGUUCGAGUUAUCGAAUCGCUGACGCAGGGCUGCUUAUUCACGAAGAGAGAAAAAAACAGAUGGCGGGCCACCCAGAGAGCGGAACGGAUUGAAAUUUCUUGGAUUCACAUCGGAAACUGGUUGGAUUUAUAUUUUUUGAGUUUUUUGCACGCACUGCACUUCAAACUGAGCGGACCAGAACGUUUAAUUGUUGUUUACUGACCGAACUGAGCUCCAAAAAAAAAACAGUUCAAAGAGACGUUGUUUAUUGGUUCUUACGGUUUCAUAAAGACCCGAGUUCACUGACAUCAUAUGGACAUUUAUAAUUGUAUUUACAGUUCAUACGACAUGCUUUGACGAUGUUUGAGAUUUGAGUGAAUUUAUUUUAUUUCUUUUUGAGUGUGGUGUUUACCUGGUAACGUCAGUGCCACAGGAAAAAAGUUGAGCUGUUCAAAAGGGCAGCUAAUUUGAUGUAACCUGCAAGGAAAAAAAAACGCACAAAUUAGGAAUAUUCAAAUAACAAUUAAGUAAUUGUGUGAGAAGACACAAACAUAAAAUUCUGGUGAAAUAAGAAAGAAAACGGUGUCCAAGAAGGAAAUUUCUAAACCUUUAUUUCAGUAUAUUUUGUAUUUUCUGAGAUUUAUACAUUUUUUUUUUCCUAAAUUUUCUGCUGUUGAAGGAUUUAAUUAUUCAAGAUUUGAAUAUUGAUAUCAAGUAUUGUUUAGUUGCAUUUGGUACAUUUUAUCUCUAUUUCCCUCAACGUAAAUCUAUAAAUUAAUUCUUUCCAAAGUUCUAGUGUGUGUGUUUUCUGCCUCCUGUGAAACCUAAAUCUUCUGAGGGCCCAGUGAGGUAAACUUAUUACUGUAUCACACAAGUGUUACAUAUAAAAUUGGCGAGCCAGCAGCCAGGAGGCAGAACCCCCCACUAAGGUCCAUAUUCAGAUCUUAUUACAAAGUAUUAAAGGACUGUAUAAACAAAGAAAAAAAAUCUGAAAAAAUGAUGGAAAUUAUAGAGGAAAAAGGCAUCAAAAUCCCUAACGCAAUUCUAGUUAGUGGUAUAACAGGAACUGAGGUAGACGAGGAAAUACUAGACUUUGUGAAAGAAUAUGGAUCAAUUAACAGAAUCAUUCAAAUUCCUGACCCUAGCACAGAGUCACAGAAGUCUUUGAUUGUGGAAUACAAUUCUGGCCAGGCUGUUAAAAACCUCCAGCCACUGUUGCCAUAUGUUCAAGAGGCGAAAGGCAAUCCUGAAGUUUCCUUCCACGUAGCAGCUCUGCCAAAUGUCUACACUCAAAAAAUUGGAAGAGAUGUCACUCAGACUUACCUGAAUGAAUUGAAAGUUCUAGCAAAACGCAGUGGGGAAGAUUAUGCAGAAAUUCUCAAAGAAAUGCUAACUCACAUUGGCGAAGCUGUAGACCCAACACAGAAUCCAGAGUUAGUCAGUAAUGAGCCUCAUGACGCUACAUCUGCUGAAACUGUAGUUCAUCCUAUGGCUAACCUCAACCUUCUUAUGCAGCCUCCGGUAACAUCUGCUGCUGCACAAACUGGCUCUGUUCCAAUGAAGCCAGCAUCAGUUACUCCAGUAACCCCCUCACUUUCUGCUGGUGAUCUUAACCCACCUGAAAUCCAGAGAGUUGUUGUGGAACACAUUGUACGUAACAAUGACUUGGUAGCUCAUGGAACUUCACCUUUGAGGCUCAGAACCUUCUCUGGAAGAAUUCCUCGCCCUCCUAAUGAAGUCGAUUAUGAAACUUGGCGCUCUGGGGCUGAAUUGCUUUUCCGAGACCCAACGGUCUCUGACUUCCAUAGAAUACGGAGAAUUUGUGAAAGCCUUCUUCCCCCAGCCGCUGAUGUUGUCAGGUCAAUUGAUCCUAUGGCUUCACCCAGUGUUUACAUUCAAUUACUUGAUUCUGCUUUUGCUACAGUGGAAGAUGGGGAUGAAUUAUUUGCAAAAUUCAUGAAUAUUUUCCAGAAUCCUGGUGAAAAGCCAUCUGUGUACCUCCAACGGUUGUACACAGCCCUGCAGUCAGCUGCACGAAGGGGUGGAAUUCUCAGCUCUGAAGUGAACAAACAUCUUCUAAAACAGUUCUGUAGAGGAUGCUGGGAUAACUCCUUGAUCCUGGAAUUACAGCUUGAGCAAAAGAAAUACUCACCACCAUCUUUUGCAGAGUUUAUGACCAUGCUACGGACUGAGGAAGAUAGACAUGCUUCUAAGAAUGCACGGAUGAAGCAGCAUUUAGGAACUGUUAAACCGCGUGCUGCAAUACAAUCCCAGACCAUCCCAACAAUAGAUGAAAUAGCUCAACUUAACUCUGUCACCAGCCAAUUGACCAGUCAAAUAGCAGAGCUUCGAAGUCAGCUUACCACUCUGAUAUCAAAUCAAAAGAAGGACAAGCUUAACUCCAAGUCAACAUCCUCUAAGGUGUCAAACAGAAAAAAUGCUGAGCAGGCCAAAGAUGAAUGUAAGACCACUGGCAGACUCUCAGUUGCCAGACCUAAGCCAGGCUAUUGUUUCAAAUGUGGGGAGGAUGGGCAUAUUGCCACCUCUUGUCCAAAUGAACCCAAUCCCACACUAGUAUCAGAAAAGAGGAGGCAAUUGGAAAAACGCCAAAGAGAGUGGGAGCUGAAAAACAAUGCUUCCAACCCUCAGUUAAACUAGGCACAGUUCCUGUUGUGGGACAAACAGGGACUGACAAUUACCAAA